AUGUAUCUUGGUGUGGCCAAUAACAACAAGGCCUCCACAACCCUUGCCUUCUUCAAUGAAGCUGUUGAGAGAUUUGGCUUACCAGAAAGGGUUCGUGGUGACCACGGGGUGGAAAAUGUUGAUGUCGCUCGACUUAUGUUCUCCAUCCGAGGACCCGGGAGAAACAGCUUCAUUGCGGGCAAAAGUGUACAUAAUCAGAGAAUUGAACGUCUCUGGCGAGAUGUGUUCACGGCAGUCACAUGCCGCUUCUACAGUGUUCUGCACCAGCUGGAGGGGGAUGGUCUCCUUGACCUGUCCAGUAGUCUUCAUCUCUUCUGCUGCCAGUAUGUUUUUAUUCCACGACUUCAAGCCCAGCUUGAUGUAUUCAGAGAUGGCUGGGACAACCACCCCCUUUCAACUGAGAGAAAUCACACUCCAAAUCAACUUUGGCACAUGGGUCUACAGCACAAUUCCGAAGAGUACAAUGAGGAUUUGCACAUCCCUAUGAUUGACUGGGAAAGUAGUGGUCUUAUACUCUGUGAUCCCAACUGUGGUGUCCAUGUCCCUGAGAGUGACUGUCCUUUGAGUCCUGAUGACCUGACUGGACUUAGUGUUGCUGUGGACCCAAUGGAACCCUCAACAUGCAUGGGGGUAGAUAAAUAUUUAGCUGCACUGGACUAUUUGCAAAACAUUGGCUAUGUGUAGGGCCAUCAUGAACUAAUUCCCCAUCUAAUCAAAUAAACACAACUGUAUGAUUUUUUUUUUCUCCAACGUUUAUUGUGAACGCAUUUGUACAAUUGUCAAAUACAACUCUUACUGCUUCAAUAAAAGCAAACAUUUCAACAUCUCAGAACAUUGAUUACU
Carassius auratus (goldfish) is the source of this 843-nucleotide messenger RNA. RefSeq lists its product as uncharacterized. The record is from RefSeq and is a predicted model, not a curated record. NCBI's taxonomy places the organism in Eukaryota, Metazoa, Chordata, Actinopteri, Cypriniformes, Cyprinidae. The coding region runs from base 1 to 684 and encodes 227 amino acids. The transcript has 4 exons.